Molecule: messenger RNA, 2199 nt
Organism: Oreochromis niloticus (Nile tilapia)
Lineage: Eukaryota; Metazoa; Chordata; Actinopteri; Cichliformes; Cichlidae
Gene: manea
Product: mannosidase, endo-alpha
Exons: 5
Coding region: 372-1694 (440 amino acids)
Cellular component (GO): Golgi membrane
Molecular function (GO): alpha-mannosidase activity
Source: RefSeq, a predicted model, not a curated record
GUGUUUGCAGAUCUGUGACGUUUUCCAGGACAGGCAAUAAACCAGAAGUGCAGGUUGUGUCUCGUCCUCUGCAUCCCAGCAGCGAAAAUAAUUUAUGAGGACUCGGUCGAGCCAUUGGACUGGGUGUGUUUCAUGUGAGAUAUGACAAUGUUAUAGUUUUAGUGCAAGAAGAAGCUAACUGUUAGACUGUAGACGAAUAAAACGGAUGUCGUGUCAGCCCUGUGGUGCCUGUGUGGUGUUGACAAGUCUGAAGUUCAGUGCAGGCUGAGUAAACACUCUCCGGCUGAGCUUUACUGGCUCCCCAUCCAACCACAGUCACUCACCGGUGUCUCAACAAUGAACUAUGGAAAGCCUCAAGCACUAACUGAAGAAUGGCAAGAUUUAGGCGCAAAUCUUGCAUCACAUUAAUUGCUCUGGUGUUGCUCAUACUCGCCAUAACUGUGUUCUUAAAGGAGCUAACAUCACGGGACUCUCCAUUCAGCAGCCCAGCCCAUAUAAAGGGGUUUCCCGAACCAGAGAGCCGGGAAGACCGCAACAAAAAACCAGAGGAGAUCAAAAUGAGCAGCGUUGCUCAGUCAGACAAGGAUGCAGAACUGGAAGCGACACUGAGGAAGUUCCCUCCUCCGAAUUACUACCUCCAUGCCUUCUACUACACGUGGUAUGGAAACCCAAAGAUUGAUGGAAAAUACAUACACUGGGACCAUCCGCAGCUGCCACACUGGGACGUUAAGGUAGCUCAGGGAUAUCCACAAGGGAGACACACCCCACCUGAUGACAUUGGAGCCAACUUUUACCCCGCUUUAGGGGUUUACAGUUCCAGAGACCCCUCUGUUAUAGAGGCUCAUAUGCAGCAGCUGCGUACAGCAGCCAUUGGUGUCAUUGCUGUUUCCUGGUAUCCUCCCAAUAUGAAGGACGACAACGGUGACUCAACAGACGACAUUGUGCCUUUGCUGCUUGAGGUGGCUCAUAAAUACCACAUUAAGGUAGCUUUUCACAUUGAGCCAUACAAAGGAAGGGAUGAAGUCAACAUGUUCACUAAUGUUAAAUACAUCAUUGAGAAAUACGGAGAGCACCCGGCCUUUUUCAAGUACUUGACAAACACUGGCAAACUUCUUCCGCUCUUCUAUGUGUAUGACUCAUAUCUGUUGAACUCGGAGCAGUGGGCCAAGCUGCUAAAGCACACGGAGACCAACAGCAUCAGGGAUACCCCGUAUGACGCCAUCUUCAUCGCCCUGCUGGUGGAGGAGAAAGACAAGAGAGAUAUCCUGACAGCAGGGUUUGACGGCGUUUACACCUACUUUGCCACUAAUGGUUUUUCCUACGGGUCCACGCAGCGUAACUGGGCCUCUAUAAAAGCUUUCUGUGAAGAUAACAACCUGAUGUUCAUUCCAAGUGUAGGCCCGGGAUAUAUCGACACGAGCAUUCGACCCUGGAAUUUCCAAAACACUCGAAACCGCAUCAAUGGCAAAUACUACGAAACCUCGCUGAGUGCAGCACUGGAAGCCAGGCCUGAUUUUAUCUCAAUAACAUCCUUUAACGAGUGGCACGAGGGGACUCAGAUUGAAAUGGCAAUUCCAAAAACAAGCCAGACGGUGUAUCUGGACUAUCUGCCCAACAAACCAUCAAUCUACCUGGAAAUAACUCGCAAAUGGGCGGCGAUAUUUGGUGGUGAGAGACGAAAGUGGCAGGAAUGAAAAUGACUAAGAGCCAUAGCAGAUGUUUAUUCAUGGGGGUAUAAACAAAAUGAAAACUAAAUGGAGUUCUGCUUGCUGAACGCAGAGCAAAAUGCAAAUGAAGACCAACUUUAUGAGAAAAGCCAAAUGAUUUGCAAAGCCGUAGGCAAGUGAACCACCUAAUUAUCUUAAUUUUGGCUGCGCUGAUGUAUGUCGUUUUGUUGCACUUGAACGAAUUAUUGUGAAUUUAACUGAUGUCUUAUUAACGCUUGUUUGCACACCCCUGUACAUUUUUGCUAUUCCUGGAUUUUCACCAGCCGAAACAGCAUAGGCAUGUUUUGCAGUUCUGUGAUCUGUGACUAUAUUAGACCCGAACAGAAAUAAAGUGCACUCUGCAACGAGGCAGAGAUACGAGUAAACAAAGCAGUCUGGUGGAAUAAAGCUGUUGCCUCAUUCUGCUUUCAACUCGGCUUCAGCCCAAAAUACAGUACAAGAAGAGAAGGAGAGGGGAAAAAACCCCACGCAA